Gossypium arboreum is the source of this 2514-nucleotide messenger RNA. RefSeq names its product calcium-dependent protein kinase 33. Gene Ontology annotation, cellular component: nucleus; cytoplasm. Gene Ontology annotation, biological process: peptidyl-serine phosphorylation; intracellular signal transduction; protein autophosphorylation. Lineage: Eukaryota; Viridiplantae; Streptophyta; Magnoliopsida; Malvales; Malvaceae. Gene Ontology annotation, molecular function: ATP binding; calcium-dependent protein serine/threonine kinase activity; calcium/calmodulin-dependent protein kinase activity. The coding region runs from base 115 to 1725 and encodes 536 amino acids. The record is from RefSeq and is a predicted model, not a curated record. The transcript has 9 exons.
ACGGCAACAAUGUGCAAAUUGCGUCGUAUAAAAAAAUUUCAAUUGUUUCAAACAGAACUCCAUGGUUGACCAACCCUGCAAGCAAGGCAAGGCAAGUUUCAAGUAAAACCAGAUAUGGGUGGUUGCCUCACAAAAAACAAAGAUCCAAUGCCCCAACAUAAUGGCUAUAGAUCAGGAGCAACAACUACAGCUGCUGUUCAUCAACAAAGAUACCAGGACACUGUUAGGCCUGCACCAAUUCAACCCCGGGUCUACCACAUCCCUCAAAAGCCAGGGACUCAAACACCAUGGAAGCCUGCUGUUCCAGCACCAAGUCCCAAGCCUGCCCCUAAUAUUGACACAAUCCUAGGCAAACCAUUUGAAGACAUAAGGAUGCAUUACACAAUUGGUAAAGAACUGGGAAAAGGUCAGUUUGGUGUAACUUAUCAUUGUACCGAGAAUUCAACUGGUAAACAAUAUGCUUGCAAGACUAUAUCCAAGAGGAAGCUAGUGAGAAAGAAUGAUAAGGAAGAUAUGAAAAGGGAGAUACAAAUUAUGCAACAUUUGAGUGGACAACCGAAUAUUGUUGAGUUUAAGGGUGCUUAUGAGGAUAAGCAAUCUGUUCACCUUGUGAUGGAAUUAUGUGCUGGUGGUGAAUUGUUUGAUAGGAUUAUUGCUAAGGGGCACUAUAGUGAAAGGGCAGCGGCUUCUAUAUGUAGGGCUAUUGUUAAUGUUGUCCAUGCUUGCCAUUUUAUGGGUGUGAUGCAUAGGGACCUUAAGCCUGAGAACUUCUUGUUGUCUAGUAAGGGUGAGAAUGCCCUUUUGAAGGCCACCGAUUUCGGGUUGUCAGUGUUCAUUGAAGAGGGUAAGGUUUAUCAGGACAUAGUUGGGAGUGCUUUCUAUGUUGCUCCUGAGGUUUUACUGCGUAAAUAUGGGAAGGAGAUCGAUAUUUGGAGUGCAGGAGUUAUACUGUAUAUCUUACUCAGUGGUGUGCCUCCAUUUUGGGCAGAAACUGAGAAGGGAAUAUUUGAUGCUAUUUUGGAAGGAGAAAUUGACUUUGAAAGUCAGCCAUGGCCAUCUAUUUCGGACAGUGCCAAGGACCUAGUCUGCAGGAUGUUAACACAGGACCCGAAAAAGCGGAUUACUUCUACUCAAGUCCUAGAGCAUCCGUGGAUAAGAGAAGGUGGAAAUGCAUCGGACAAGCCACUAGACAGUGCGGUCCUUUCUAGAAUGAAGCAAUUCAGAAGAAUGAACAAACUUAAGCAACUUGCCUUAAAGGUCAUUGCAGAAAAUCUUUCCACAGAAGAAAUCCAAGGCCUGAAGCAGAUGUUUGCAAACAUCGAUACUGACAACAGUGGCACAAUCACGUAUGAUGAACUUAAGACUGGAUUAGCUCGACUGGGAUCUAAGCUCACAGAGACUGAAGUUCAGCAGCUGAUGGAAGCUGCUGAUGUGGAUGGAAAUGGUACCAUUGACUAUAUCGAAUUUAUCACAGCUACAAUGCACAGACAUAGGCUUGAAAGAGAUGAAGAUUUGUAUAAAGCUUUUCAACAUUUUGAUAAGGACAAUAGUGGGCAUAUCACAAGAGAUGAACUCGAAGCUGCCAUGAAAGAAUAUGGAAUGGGUGACGAUGACACAAUCAAGGAAAUCAUAUCUGAAGUCGACACCGAUAAUGAUGGUAAAAUCAACUACGAGGAGUUCCGUGAUAUGAUGAGAAGUGGAACCCAGCAUGGGCAGCUAUUUUAGAUUUUCAAGACUAGAAUUGCAGCAAAAAACAACAGUUGGCUUUUAAGAGAUUUGGAGAUUUCCACCACAUAAGUGUGGUUUUUUCUUUUUUUUUUUUUUUUGAGGGGGGGGGAGGGGGGUUCUUUUUUCUUCAUUUUGAGUGUAAUAUAUUGCAUAUAGAUAUUCAAUCGGAUUUUGAGAGGGGAGAUUGUUUUGCUUAUAUAUAUUUUUCCUUGUUUCUUCAGUUCGGGUUUUCGCCAGAGCGUUGAACUAAAAACCUCAUAGGAUACCUGGCAGUUCACAUACAGUACACUUGUUUUAAACUAAAAACCUCAUAGGAUACCUGGUAGUUCACAUACAGUACACUUGUUUUAUAUGCAUACUAUUAAACUCCGACUAUCUUUCUCUACUGUCCAUAUUCAACAUAUCUCCGGUUAUGGAAAUUUAGAUAUGAAAAGAAAAUAAGGAUAUUUGUGUAAGGCAAAGAUUGAAAGCAAAUAAAUGACCAUUAUUUAUUAUAAAUGAAACUGAAACUCCAACAUCAUAUUCCAUUAGGGUUCUUCCCACACACCAGAGGUAUUAAAAUCAAAAGACAUGACAUCCCUAAAACCACUCAAAAACCAUGAAUCUUGAUUUGCUCUUUCUUCACUAUUCCAGCAUUAACAAGGAAGUGUGCUACUUUCUUCCGCUGAUCACCUUGUAAUUGAAUGAUUUUGCCCAGCUCUUUGUCGUGCACAACAUUCCCGUUACAGCAGAACUCCUUUUUAAGAGACUUAAGGAUCUUAUCGGAACUCAGUUCUUGUUUCAGAC